AUGACUUAUUCAACAAGGGAAGAACUGCGAUCAAAUGCGGCUUCAGUACCCGAAGAAUAUUGGGCUGAAUAUCCUUGCGUUGUCAAAUGUACUGGAGUAGAAAGUUUUAAAGAGGCGCUCAUAAUAGAAAAACAAUUAUCAAAAUGCCUGGACACCGAUGCAGAAGAAGAGUUAACCAUGUUCAACUUAUUUUCUGCUUUUAAAUUAUGUGCUUGCUCUUGCUUGCUUGCUUGCUGCUCAUUUAAUAGAAACAGUAGGUUUUGGUUAAAAUAUAAAAAACAAAAAUCCAAAAUAGAUCUGCAAAUAAAUAAUCAACUCCAUCAACAUUUAACAAGACAAAACAAUGAUAUACAUCGAAGUCAAUAUUUAUCAACCAGUGGAAAUUAUAGUGCAAUAAAUAACGGACUUACUAAGCUGCUGUACAUAGCCAGAGGCGAUGUUAAGGUUGACCAUUGUCCGAACAUUUGUUACGUUGACACAAUUAAUUGGAAAAUGAUCGGGGCACAUGAUUUACAUUACACCCACUUGAACAACCAAACAUGCGAACCUUGUCCGGAUAUUUGCAAAGCCGAAAAAAGACGUAAACAAACUUUACAAAAACUAAACAACUUGCGUUACGAUUUAUAUGACGCAGGACCGUACAUAGUUAAUGUUGAAAGUAUUUUGAGUAAUAUUAAUUACUUUAAGAUGGGAAAGUUGCUUUCUAAAGAAUUUGAAUCAGAUAUAGUUCAAAUUGCAAAAAGAGGACGAAACGGGGUUGCUCUAUAUUUUAAAAAGUUAAAUAAAGCAAAUCAAUUUUUGGAAAACCAAGUUUUUUUGCAGGCCCAGGGUUUUAGUGCAUUUAUUCCUAGGCACUUAAUUACCAGUAAGGGUUUUAUUAGAAAUAUAGAUAAGGAUUUAAGUGAGGAGGAAAUUGCAAAAAUUUUUAUUUUAUUUAAGGUUAUGGGUUUUGAGUCAAUUUACCGCCAGCAAUUUACCGCCAGCAACUUAGAGCCGCACCAAUUUAUCGGCCCAACAGUUUACCGCCAGCUAUUUAUCGUAGAAACAAUUUAUCGACAGAAAUUCACCGUUAGCAAUUUGCCGCCAGGUAUUUACCGCCUCAACAGUUUAACGCAGCAACAGUUUACCGCCAGCUAA
Molecule: messenger RNA, 1137 nt
Organism: Brassicogethes aeneus
Lineage: Eukaryota; Metazoa; Arthropoda; Insecta; Coleoptera; Nitidulidae
Source: the annotation of a GenBank genome assembly